Drosophila serrata is the source of this 6365-nucleotide messenger RNA. RefSeq names its product SCAPER domain-containing protein short spindle 3 (gene ssp3). The record is from RefSeq and is a predicted model, not a curated record. Lineage: Eukaryota; Metazoa; Arthropoda; Insecta; Diptera; Drosophilidae.
UUGGAUCAGCUGGCUUUGUGCUGCUGCUAAAUUUUAAGCAGAAUUCAGAAUUUCAGACGGCUCGGUUUCAAGGAAUUUACGGUGUCUUUGAUCAGCCCCGGACACAAGGAGCAGCCUGGAAGGACACCCAAGUACCCAAGGCAUACAUAUAUAGCCAAGCUAGCGCCGCCGUGGGUAAAAUGCUGCCGAGUCCGCUGGCGUUGCGAAAUUGUGCAGUGGCGACGGUGACAAAAACAACAAAGAAGCGACGCGCCUCAACUAGAGGAGGAGAGGCUAACGGUAAACGCGAAAUAAUCAAUUAAAAGGUAACGGGAGUCACGGUUUCCGACCGAGAAUCCCAGCAGCAGAAGAUUCCUGCGGCAUCCAGAGGGCCAUCGAGGACGAAACCAAAAGUUGCCUUAACAGCUGCACCACCUGUGCGUGGGCAGGCAGGCAGAGGCGGCAGCGGUCGCGACAGCGCAGCUUUUGGCAGCAGCAGACGAAACCCAGACAACAACAACAACAACGAGUGAAACAGAAACAACAAGAACAACAAAGCAACGAUGGAAAUGCGAGAGGUACUGAGUCGCGAGGGGCGAGAGGCCAAGAAUCUGCUCGUCUACCAGUUCUGCGAUGAGACAACAACGAGCACGAGCGGCGGCGAGGGGGCAGCAUCAGCGGCGGGACCAGCCGGAACUCUAGCUGGAGCUGGAAGCGGAGGCGUACUCUUGAACGGUGACUGUUAUCGCAAACCCCCUAUGGCGCCGCCAAAGUCGCCAAGUGGUGGCAGCGGCACUCCCAAAAACUGCCAGUCGCCCACCACUUCGCCACGACUAAAAUCCACAACGAGCGCCGCAGCAGGCGGAGGCAGUGGGCCACGUGUACGCAGCGCCUCCACAGGCAGGGACAAGAAGUCUGAACUGCAGGCCAGAUACUGGGCCCUGCUCUUUGGCAAUCUGCAGCGAGCUGUGAACGAGAUCUACCAGACAGUAGAGUGCUACGAAAACAUAUCCAGCUGCCAGGAGGCCAUACUCGUGCUGGAGAACUAUGUGCGGGACUUUAAGGCGCUGAGCGAAUGGUUCAAAGUAUCCUGGGACUAUGAAUCCCGUCCGCUGCAACAAAGACCACAGAGUCUGGCUUGGGAGGUGCGCAAGAGCAAUCCCACGCCCCGAGUGCGUACCAAGAGCCUCUGCAGUCCUAAUAAUUCCGGGAAAUCCAGUCCAGCCUUGGUGCUUGGUGGCUCUCAAUCGGGCAAGACCUCUCCAUCCACCUACGAAACGGGCCAGAUCUCGCCCAUGAAGUUACUCCGUGCCUACGAUCAAGUGCCGAAGGGAGCGAUGCGUCUCAAUGUUCGAGAAUUGUUUGCGGCCAGCAAAAGAGCUAACCAAGGAUCCUCGCAAUCGGAUAAUAUGGAGUGCCCGCUGGAUCUCAGCGGGGAUAAGUCCACGUAUUUGCAGCUAAACACACAGUAUUCGCAAACAGAUCUGGAGGAUCCACACCUGACGCUGGCGGAUGUGCGGGAGAAGAUGCGGAGGGAGGCGGAAGAACGGGAGGCGAGGAUCCAGGAGCAGGCAUUAAGCAUUCCAGCACCAGAAAAUACAGAAGAAAUCCCAGACAAACCCAGUGAGACCUCAGAGGAAAUUCCACCAGAAGGCGAGCCUUGCUUACUAGAAGAACAUCGCCCUGAGCCCACAGCUGUAGAUAUGACUGUGGCCUCUCUGGAGAGCAUGGAGAAUGCUUUGCUCCACCAACAGGCCCAAAAGGACCCCACGCCCCCGAGCACACUGCUGAAGCCCCCGACAGAGAAGCCGCAACCCCUGAUGGCCAUCUCAGGAAAUGCGCCUAUUCAAAAUAGUCCCUUGAAGUACUCCAGCGUGCUAAAUCGUCCAGUGAAGAAAGCGGUAGCAAGCGCAGCAGGAGGAGGAACUGGUGCCCCCAAGACAACAACGGGAACAGGAUCAGCAGCAACAGCAACAGUGGCAGGCAAGCCAGGUCAGCUGAAGACAGCUGCUCCCGUAAACGGUUUACGACGCUCCACAAAGCUAGCACCGACUGCUGGCAAGACUUCAGGAAAAACUGGCAUACAGGCACCUCCUCCCAGGCCCUCCAGCAAAACCGAGUGCUAUGGCCCGCCCAACAAUGUGGCCUCCCGUCUGUCGGCACGCUCCCGAACCAUGCUGGAGAUGAAUGGCAAUGGCGCCAGCAAAACCCUGCCCAAGAGAACCUCUACCUCUUCGUUUCUAAGCACGCCCCGGAUAAGAACAACGGCCUCGUCGAGGCUCAGUUCGCGCGAAGACAUGGGCAGUUCCACUUCCACUCUCAAAGCCAGCAACGAGCAGUUAUCGAACUCAAGGAGCACUUUGAAGACCGAGGAACCACAACAUUCCGAGACGAAAAAGCAACUUCAACUGCCCACAGAUGCCAACGAUGGUUGGUUGACGGUGAAGAAUCGUCGAAGGAGCAGCAUGCAUUGGGCCAACAGGUUCAAUCAGCCGACAGGAUACGCCAGUUUGCCAACGUUAGCGCUGCUCAACGAGCAGCAGAGGGAGAAGGAGAAGGAGCAGGAGCUAACCAAGGAGAAGCACAACGUAGAUUCAAGCGCCAGCAAAAUCAUUCCAAGUAAAACAGGAACAGCUACAGGAGAGGCUAAGCCGAAAGCCAAGGCCACUACACUGGCAAAUUCUUCACGGCCAGAAAUCAAAAAUGCCAAGGCCAAGGUCAACUCAUUUCCCGCCCAGAGAAGCUCAGCGGGUCAGAUGAAAAAGACAGAGAAGCAGGACAAGCCAGAGAAGGCAGAUAAGACCGAAAAGAAGUCAGUGACGCCAUCAACAACAGCUCGAAACAAUGGCAAUAAUAGUUCCAUAGGGCGCACGUCCAUCAUCAAAAGACAGAAAUCGGAUCUAACAGGACUGAAGAUGACAUCCUUGCAUAAGGAGUACAUGCGUAGCGAGAAGAAUGCGUUAAGGAAGCUGCAGCAAAAAGAACUGAGCAAUAACCACAAGCAGAGCAACAACAGCAGCUCCUCUUCCGCAGAAACUGUCGUGGAGUCCAGCAACGAGGACCACAACAAGAUCGACAUCAAGAUCCAGACCAACUGUGAGUUCUCCAAGACCAUUGGUGAGCUCUACGAGAGCAUUGCCCGCUGCAAGCUACCAAAUGGCAGUCUCAACAAGCCAAAUGCCACCUCCCUUCUGAGUGCCUGCGAUGAGAAUGAAGAGCAAAUUGCCGACGAUAACGAAGAAGAGCGCAACGAAAGGAUUCUUGUUGAGGUUCAGGAAUCCCUGGAACGGCAGAUUCGUGAGCUAGAGCAAACGGAAAUCGAUGUGGACACGGAAACGGAUGAAACCGAUUGUGAAGUUCAGCUGGAGGAGCAAGAGCUGGGCGCAGGUGGUGAUGAUUCCGCGGUAUUUGUGACCAUGAGCGACGAUGAGAACGCCAGCCUUGAGCUGAGAUAUCAGGCUUUGUUAUCGGACAUGUCGUGGAACGAAAGAGCAGAGGCUUUGGCCACGCUACAAGCCUAUGUGGCCAGGCAUCCAGGGAGAGCGCAGGAACUGCAUCAGAAACUAUCCUCGCCAUCGCGACGUCGCUCUCUGCAGGAAACUCUGAAGAAAUACCAAGCCAAACAGGCGAGGGCUCAGCAAAAACGGAAUCUCCUUCAACAAGAAAAAGCAGCCAAGCUGCAACAACUAUUUGCACGCGUGGAGGACGUCAAGGCAGCCAAAAAGCAACUCAUCGAAGAUAAGCGCCAAAAGAUGCAGGGACGACUCCAAAGGGCAGCGGAGAAUCGGGAGCAGUACCUUCGGCAGAUCAUCGAAAAGGCCCACGAUGAGGAGAAGAAACUGAAGGAAAUCAACUUUAUCAAGAACAUUGAAGCACAGAAUAAGCGUUUGGAUCUUUUGGAAUCCUCCAAAGAGACCGAGGGCAGACUGCAGGAUCUCGAACAAGAGCGACAGAAGAGAGUGGAAGAAAAACUGGCCAAAGAGGCUGCUGUGGAGAGACGUCGGCAAGCCCUCGAAAAGGAACGCCUGUUAAAGCUCGAGAAAAUGAAUGAAACGAGGCUGGAGAAGGAGCAAAGAAUAGGCAAGAUGCAGGAGCAGAAGGAGAAGCAACGUCAGGCUUUGGCCCGGGAAAAGGCCAGGGAUCGGGAGGAGCGACUCCUCGCCCUGCAGGUCCAACAGCAGCAGACCACCGAGGAACUGCAGCGCAAGAUUCUACAGAAGCAAAUGGAAUCCGCUCGUCGGCACGAAGAGAACAUCGAACAUAUACGCCAGCGAGCUUUGGAGCUGACCAUGCCCACCCGGCAAGCGGACGAGGGUCGGGGCGAUCAGGAUGACGGCGAUGCGGAAGAUGGCUUGAACGGGAAUGGCACAAGCACCACGAACGAAGACUGCGAUAUUUCCUCUACGCUCUCGGAUGUGGGCGGAAUCCCUGGUCAUUCGAGAAGCUACAAAAAGAAGAUGAAGAAGCUCAAGCAGCGAAUGAGUCAGUGCGCCACCGAGUAUUUGGAGGCCAUGGAGCCCCUACCCUAUGUAAAGCGUGAUAGUACGGUGCCCAAGCUCCUGAAUCUGGUGGUUAAGGGUGGCGGUGCUCAGGGAUUGGAAAGGGCAUUGGGCAACCUCCUGCGUGUGAUACCCAAGGCCCAGGCCUUUGACUUCCAGGCCUUCCUGUGCAUGGAUGGCCUGGGCAUAGUGGCCAAUCAUGUGAUCAGCAAGGGUCUGCAGGAGAACACCGAUGUCUCAAGGAAAUCUGUUCACCUGGCCGUUCAUGUGUAUAGGAAUGCCUGCUCGGUGUGUCCUCAGAUUGCUCGUCACGCUCUGUUGGGUAAUUCCAUAACCGUUAUGUUCGAUGCCAUCAGUAAGAGUUUUCAGUUACCCGAAGAAAAAUCACCACAACAUCCGGUCGAGUUGUCCACGGAGCUAAUGCUGGCCUGCACCGAGGCGCUGUCCUCCAGUUACGUGAAGAAGAACACCCACCCAAAAGUGCCGGAACGACUGCCGGACAUGAUAAACUACGCUGUGGUCACUGGCCUCAUCGAGAUCCUAUCCCGUCGCAACCAGAAGGUUCGCGAGUCCAUUGAAGACAACCAGAGCGUGAUGCUUGGCCUGCUGACCACCUUGGGCUUCCUCUCCCGCUUCCUUGAUGUCUGCCAGCCAGGUCCUGCGGAUCCGACACGUUUGCUGAGCGCGGCCAGGACCACGGACCUCUUUGGAACCGUUUCCAUGCUCAGUGCCAGCGUGGUGCCCACUGGUGAAUGCAUUCCACCGCGCACGACCGCCUUGGCGGCAUCGACUUUUAAUCUCUACGUGUCCCUGGCCUCGCUGGAUGUGAACACUUUUCAGGAAGCUUUGACCGUCGAGGGCCCUCUGUCUCUGAAGCUGCUGGACGUGAUGAUCCUCAUCCUGAACUGUAGUGUCACGAAUGCCCCCUGGACGAAGAAGAAUGACAACACCACGAUGCUCAUCGAUUUGAUUGCCUCGCUGGCCUUCUUCUGUGUGAAUAAUCGACGGCAUCAGGAUCUGCUCAUCUCGGAGCCAUUUGUGGUGAUCUUCAAGAAUCUGGGCAAGCUGCCGACACAGUUUAAUCCAGUGAUUUAUCCGUUUUUGGUCACCAUGUGCUUUGGCAAUGCGGCGGCCAGGGAGCUCAUCUCCAAGGAUUUCGAUAUGGCGUUCGUUGACGAAUACAGUAAAUCGGAGGUGGCCCAAAGGAAUCAUGUGAUCAAGCUGCUUCCCGUACGUCACAAAGAGAAAAUCGUACCCAGUAACAGCAACAGCAACAAUAACAAUGCCAACAACAAUCCGCAGCCAGGAAUCAAGGGAGAUAAAGGCUGUUAGCUACUUAAAUAUAUCCUAUAGAUAGGAUCGGAACCUUCAACUCGAAGUCUCAACUCUCAAGGUGAUAUUAUUUUCAAAGAAAAUGAAAAAACAACAGAUAGGAAAGGAGAAAACGAACCGAACUCGAAACAUUCGCAAAGAGAUGAACAAGCCAUGGGAUAAUUUGAAAGGGGAAAAAGCAGAAGGCGCACCACAAACAUAUUUUUAAUAUGUAUAAUUUAUGUAAUCUUUAACGUUAACUUAACACUCACAUCAUCAACUCACUCAUUCUCACACACAUUCGCUUAAAACAACACACACAUUCACACACAACCUUAAGUCGAAACUCGCAUAGAUUUUAUACCAAUAAUAUAAAAUAUACUCACUGUAGCUUACGUUUAAUGCUAAAGUAUUAACAUCCCAUUUAACGCUGGCAUUAUAAUCUCACAACUUACACCCACAAUUCACAGUCACAGAGCACUCACUACAAAUUCACAGUUAUCGAAUUAAUAUAAGUUUUUUGGUUCAAAUACAUGCAGAAAAAUAAAAACGGGAAGAAGGAAUGAAAAAUCACAA